Alternaria rosae is the source of this 940-nucleotide messenger RNA. RefSeq lists its product as uncharacterized. Bases 144 to 683 code for a protein of 179 amino acids. NCBI's taxonomy places the organism in Eukaryota, Fungi, Ascomycota, Dothideomycetes, Pleosporales, Pleosporaceae. The record is from RefSeq and is a predicted model, not a curated record. The transcript has 2 exons.
CAGCGGGAGAUAUACACGACACCAAGCGGGCAGCCAUGAGAAACCUGACAGUACGAGGAUCAAGAAGUCCCAGGCGAUCGGCACCCAUGAUGUGAGCGCACGGCCCCCACAGAUGGCAUGCAUGGCCGCAAGCCUGCUUUGGCAUGUUUCCACGGGGGCUAUUCGACACAAAGGCAGCCUUUCGACAGAAAACGUCGAUUCCGCCCCGUCGGCUAGCCCGAUGCGGCAAAGCCACACGCGCCAACGCGGAUUUCGGCAUCCGGCCAAGCCGCCUGUGCCACAGAAGCCACAUGAAGCCGCCGGUCUGCAGGAACAAAUCUCGCCCAAAUCCUUGGGGCUUGCGCGUCCCGUCAUCGAGGCGUCGAAAAGGGGGGCUGUUGUCCGUCGUUUCGUGGGCGCUGUGGUGGAUUACUAUACAAAGCGCGUUGCGAUGGAACGCCAUACUUGAUAUUCAACACCGAGUACGAGUACUGAACGUGCGAUCGACCCGUACCGCAAUACGAUGCAAACGCCGGACGCCUGACUGCCCAUGGAGUAGCAUUCGUUCGAGACUUCUGGUGCCUGAGUCGUGUCCACUUUUUUCAUUUUGGGGGGUCCCCACCUGCAUCGGUCUGGCUUCUUCUGCAUCCUUCAUGGCUGCGACUUCACCUCACACAUUGGUGUAUUGUUUUAGAGGCCCCUGACUGUCUCGAAGAGUGUAAGUGCCGCUGCUUCCGUAUCCGUUGACUUGUAGACGCGCGGCAGGUAAACAAGGAGUCGUCUGCUUCUGGGAACAGCUCUCUCUCUCUCUCUCUGUCUGCCUUCUUCUUUCUAGGAAUGGGAGAUAGAACACUUCCGCUCCUUCUUUCAGGGCGCUGCAACGAAAUACGGCACAAUGGCAUUGCACUGUGUAGGAACAUGGCGGAGAGUCAAUAGCCACUUCCGCUUCGCCAUGAAUGGC